Molecule: messenger RNA, 1153 nt
Organism: Truncatella angustata
Lineage: Eukaryota; Fungi; Ascomycota; Sordariomycetes; Amphisphaeriales; Sporocadaceae
Product: mitochondrial ribosomal protein L37-domain-containing protein
Exons: 2
Coding region: 197-862 (221 amino acids)
Cellular component (GO): mitochondrial large ribosomal subunit
Molecular function (GO): structural constituent of ribosome
Source: RefSeq, a predicted model, not a curated record
UACAAUGCAAUGCAGUGCAAUACAAUACAAUACGCAUGUAGCGCCAGGGGAGAGGGUCCCCAUCCCAUUCGGCGGGCCGUACAAAAUUUCCAGCUAGUCUAGUCAGCUUCAACAUCCAAGGGCACCUGCAAAUCGCAGACUAAGCCAGCUCGAGAGCCUCAACCUCAGCAAACCGACAUAACCACAGACAGCCGCAAUGAUCUGUAGGAAUUGCUUAUCACGCGCCUCGGUGCUCACGCGGGCGCUCCCCCUUUCGCAAACCCCCCAGAGGUCCAUACCGGCAGUGCGCGCCUUCACUGCAGCGCCCGCCCGACGCAACGCCGCACCAGCUGCACCCGAAGCUACACCAUCCUCCUCCAUCGCGAGCGAUGCACCGCCCACAUUCAGCACACCUCUCGGCGACGCAGGCCCCGCGGCAGAAGCAAAGCCCGCGCUCUCCACCUGCCCCGGGGGCACCAUCCUGACCGGCCUCAACUACCUGAAGAGCAAGACGGACCCGGUCGCGCUGGCCGACGAUGCAUACCCGGAGUGGCUCUGGAGCUGCAUAGACGUCACGGUCAAGAAGACGGACGAGGACGACAACAACGACGCGGCCGCCGAAUUCUCCAAAUCCAAGAAGCAGCGUCGUCUGGCGGCCAAGCGGCAGCGAGCGCUCGAGGCCCGGCUGCUGGCCGAGGGCAACCUCGAGGCCCUCGCGCCCAAGAUCCCGCUGCAGCAGCAGUCCGUCAACAUGCCCGGCAACGAGGAGGGCACGCCCGAGGGCGCCCUCGCGGCGGUCGCGGCGCGCGAGGAGCUGAGGAAGGCCAUGCGCAAGGAGAGGAAGGCCAAGAUAAAGGAGACCAACUACUUGAAGAGCAUGUAAACGGAGAAGGGCCUCGUCUUGCCUUUCCAGCCGAGUCUCGGGGAGGGUGAGGGCGAGGGCGAGGGAAAUCGAGGGAUCCCCCGUUCUGCAGAUCGAAGGGGGAGAGAGACAGAGAGAGAGUGUGUGUAUGUGUAUUUAUGUACAUGCCGCUUUCGUCUGGGACCGAGUCGCCCAUUUUUGCCCUUCCAGAUGCGGUGGGCAAAAGACGUGGCUUACAUAUAUUGUACAAUAGAACGUGUAAAAUCUCUGUACGCGUACCAGCUAGACAAAGCCAUCACUGAAGGGACGGGU